This is a messenger RNA of Williopsis jadinii, 513 nucleotides long. It is a transcript of the gene PSH1, whose product is annotated as ubiquitin-protein ligase PSH1. Gene Ontology annotation, molecular function: ubiquitin protein ligase activity; single-stranded DNA binding. Lineage: Eukaryota; Fungi; Ascomycota; Saccharomycetes; Phaffomycetales; Wickerhamomycetaceae. Gene Ontology annotation, biological process: protein monoubiquitination; DNA damage tolerance. The annotation marks the transcript as partial. The record is from RefSeq and is a predicted model, not a curated record. The transcript has 2 exons.
UUGAUCAAAGAGGUUGUGGAUCAAACGAUGUGUCCCGUGUGCCAUGAACAGAUGUUUGUACCCUUCAUGACACAGUGUGGUCAUAACUUUUGCUAUACCUGUCUCUCGAGCUGGCUGUAUGAACAUGAGUCGUGUCCGUCUUGCCGAACCUAUGUCAGAACUGCACCAACACUCAACAUUGCACUUCAGAACCUUGUGAACUCGUUGUUUACAACGUAUCUACAAGUGCUGCCUCCAGAUGCCCCUGAGGACUGUGAAGCCGAGAAGAGGCGUAUGGAAUCGCACUAUCAACGCGAUUUGGAGAAGGAUUCUCUGUUCAACAAGCUGUUCAAGACUAACCAUGUUGCGCUGAUUGACGAGGAAGAUGGGGUUGCCAGGUGUAGUAACUGUAACUGGGAAGUUGAAGGCAACGUUUGCCACAACUGCGGUGCUAGAAUUGAGUAUCCAAGGGACAGGGAGCUGAGACACGGCCGUGGUGGUGGUGAUGAUGUUGAUACUGAUUCCUUUGGCGAA